AUGACUAUUGAAACGUAUCAAUUUGGCGCCUUCAAGUCGCAGAGGACGGAUGUUCUUAUUGUUGGCGCUGGUCCCGCUGGAUGCAUGGCCGCGGCAACGUUGCAAAGAUACGGCAUCGAUUUUUGCCUGAUUGACAAAAGGGCCACGAGAACACAAACUGGGCAUGCAAGUGCAUUCCAACCUCGAACCCAAGAGAUCCUGCAGACGAUGAAUCUACUUCAUGAUCUUGACAAGAGAGGGCAUCGUCUUACCGAAACUUCUUUUUGGAUGCGUGAUAGCACGGGCGCCCUAGUCAGUAACUUCACCGGCGCUGAGGUGGUCCAUGCCACGCCUUACCAGUACCUUUUCAAUACCGACCAAGGCAUGACGGAAGAUGUCUUUGAACAGUACUUGAACACCAAGGGGCAGAAGGUUCAGCGAUUCAUGGAACUUAUUCAUUAUGAACACAGCUCAGAACCCGAAUGGCCACUCACAGCGUACAUCAAGAAUAAUGCUAGCGGGGCCAUUGAAGCAUGGCAGACGAAGUACAUCUUAGGUACCGAUGGCGCGCGUAGCGCUACACGCCGAGCUACCGGUGUGCAAUCAUCCUCGCAGGGCGGCGAGGACGUUUGGGCUGUCGCGGACGUUUAUGUUGAUACGAACUUUCCCGAUUACAGAAGACGUUGUGCCAUCCGAACUCCAGAUGGUGGCUGCAUGUUGAUCCCUCGCAAGGAUGAGGGACUCCGGAUUUUCCUGCAGGUGGAUGAGAAAAGUCAGGAGCAUCUCAACGCAAACGGAGCUUCGGCGGAAGAUGCCCUUACAGGAAAUAGCGCUUUUAAACUCACCCAGACCGUCCAGUCCCACAUCAGCAAGGUCAUUCAUCCUUACAAGAUGAAUAUCACAGACAUCGUUUGGAUUAGCCAGUAUCGUGUGGCCCAGCGGGUUGUUCAUAACUUCAGUGAUACGACCAAGCGAGUUUUCCUCCUUGGAGACGCAUGUCACACACAUAGUCCUAAAGCGGGACAAGGAAUGAACGUCAGCAUUUCAGACGCAUACAACCUCACAUGGAAGCUGGCACUGGUUAUGAAAGGUGUUGCAAAGGCAUCUUUGCUCGAAACGUACGAACAAGAAAGACUUUGGGUUGCCCAACAGCUUAUUGAAUUCGACGCCUUGUUUGCCCGUCAAUUUGGACAAAAGGAUAAACUCGACAGUCAGAACCUCCGCGAGACAUGGGAAAUGGGACAUGGCUUCACAAGCGGGUGUGGGUAUGAGUACCCUCCUAACCUACUUGUUAACCGCGAUGUCCGGACUUCAAUCAACAACCAAGUAGUGGAACCCCUCACGCCGGGCAAGCGUCUUUUACCUAUCGAUCUGAUUCGACACAUCGACGGCAAUCAUGUUCGCAUGCUCGACAUCAUGCCAUCCAUCGGCAGGUUUCAUCUCUUCAUUUUUGCCGGCAAUGACCUAUCUUCGUCUACCCUCCAGAAUCUCGGAAAUGCUUUGGACUCACCUCAUUCACCAAUGAGUCUCUUCAAUCUUCUGCCACUGGAACUUAUGCAACGUUUCCGUCAUGAGGACAUCACAACGGACUCAGUUCCAUUCACCAACAAGGCAUAUGUGCUUGAUCUUUUUCUGAUUCACUCACAGAACCACCUUGAUAUUCAACUGGGAGAUAUCCCUGCUCCAUUUUCCUCUAAUUGGCCCAUGAACAUAUAUUCUGACUUUUCAGGAGCUGCAAAAACCCAGCUCGGUGUCUCUGACGACUCCGGUGCUUUGGUGGUGGUGAGACCAGAUGGCUAUAUUGGACUUGUCACUGGCUUGGACAAUGUUGAGGAUGUGACGUCUUAUUUCGAUGGCUUCAUGCACCGGCGCAUUUAG
Messenger RNA from Aspergillus neoniger CBS 115656, 1857 nucleotides. Its product is annotated as FAD binding domain-containing protein. The coding region runs from base 1 to 1857 and encodes 618 amino acids. The record is from RefSeq and is a predicted model, not a curated record. Gene Ontology annotation, molecular function: FAD binding. Lineage: Eukaryota; Fungi; Ascomycota; Eurotiomycetes; Eurotiales; Aspergillaceae. The transcript has 3 exons.